AUGUUAGUGGACGGACAGUCCGCCGCCCUGAUGGUGCGGGACUGUCCCUGGGCGUGUGAGAGUGAUGUGAAUGAGUGUGAGGAGACUAAUGGUGGUUGUGAGGGCUCCUGCUGUAACACCAUUGGCAGCUAUUACUGCAAGUGUCCCAGCGGUCUGAAGCUUAAGGAGGAUGGCAAGUCAUGUCAAGACGUUGACGAAUGCCAGGUCCACAACGGAGGUUGCCAGCACAAGUGUGUGAACACACGGGGCUCCUACUACUGCGAGUGCAACCCAAGCUUCCGCCUACACACCGACGCACGCACCUGCCUGGCUGUGCUCUCGUGUGCGGUCAGCAAUGGCGGAUGCGAGCAGGAGUGUGUGCAGCUGUCCCAGGCUCAUUUCCAAUGUCGCUGCCGAAACAACUACCAGCUCGCUGCUGAUGGAAAGCGAUGCAAGUUGAGGAACCCCUGUGCCGAGCGAAAUGGGGGGUGCAUGCACACGUGCCGUAACGACGGUGGACACGCCCGCUGUGAGUGUAACCGUGGAUACCGCCUCGAGGAGGACAGCAGAAGCUGUGAAGAUGUUGACGAGUGUGAGACUGGACAGGCGGGGUGCGCCCAUGGAUGCCGGAACACCCCCGGCUCCUUCGCCUGCGUCUGUGACGCCGGGUACGAACUGGGCUCGGACAGCAGGAGAUGCUUCCGGAUUGAAAUGGAGAUCAUUAACAGUUGUGAGACGGGAAAUGGGGGCUGCUCUCAUCACUGUCAGCACUCCACCCUCGGGCCCGUCUGCAGCUGUAACUAUGGCUACCAGCUCGACGAUGACCUCAAGACCUGUUUGGACCUUGACGAAUGUGUGGAGGGCAGCUCCUGCUGUGAGCAGGACUGCACCAAUUACCCCGGGGGCUACGAGUGCUACUGCCGGGCCGGGUACCGGCUCAACGCAGACGGGUGUGGCUGUGACGAUGUGGACGAGUGUCUCUCCGAUCACGGAGGCUGUGAGAACACCUGCCAGAACACCGCCGGCUCCUACCUGUGCUACUGCCACAUCGGCCACCGGCUGGCCGAGGACCGCCACUCCUGCAUCCCCCUGGAAGGUUCCGUGGAGGCCCUGUCCAGCCGGCGUGCGGUGGAGCGCAGGCUGCCUCAGAUCACGCUGCUGCGGGACUUCGCCCAGCCGCUGGAGCGCUAUGACGACUACGAGGAGGAUGGCCUGGGAGAGCUGCGCGCCGAGAGCACACUGUCAGAGAAGUUUGUUUGCUUAGAUGACACGUUUGGCCAUGACUGCAGUUUGACCUGCGAAGACUGCUCCAACGGAGGCUUGUGUAAUCUCGAGCAAGAUGGCUGUGAUUGCCCUGAUGGCUGGACAGGGAUCCUCUGUAACCAGACCUGCCCAGAGGGCAUGUUCGGGAGGAACUGCUCCUUCAGCUGUAAGUGUAAGAAUGGUGCCACGUGUGAUCCAGUGAGUGGGCAGUGCCGGUGCCCACCUGGCGUCAGCGGAGAGAUGUGCCAGGAUGGCUGCCCAAAGGGCUUUUAUGGCAAGUAUUGCAACAAGAGGUGCAACUGUGCCAAUAAUGGACGUUGCCAUCGCACCUACGGGGCUUGCCUGUGUGAUCCUGGACUCUACGGAAGGUUCUGCCACCUACCGUGUCCAAAGUGGGCUUACGGUCCAGGCUGCUCCGAGGAGUGCAAGUGUGUGCAGCAGAACACUCUAGAAUGUCACCGUCGUCACGGCACCUGUGUGUGCAAACCAGGCUACCAGGGCAAGACGUGCAGUGAUGAGUGUGAAAGUGGACAUUAUGGCGCUGGGUGUAAGAGGAGAUGUGACUGUCCAUCUGGAGUGUCCUGUGAUCGUGUGAUGGGGCUUUGUCAGCGCCACUGUCCUGCUGGUCUGCAUGGAGAAAACUGUGAACUGGAGUGUGCCAUUGGCAGAUACGGGCAAGGCUGCGCUCAGCUCUGUGACUGCUCCGAUGCGGAGUGUGACAAGGUGACCGGGGAAUGCCACUGCCCAGCGGGCAGCACUGGCGAGCACUGCGAGAUGGAGUGUGUGGAGGGACGCUGGGGCUUGGGCUGUGCCGAGGCGUGCCCCCUGUGUGAGAACGGCGCGACGUGCGACAAACACAACGGCUCCUGCCUCUGCCAGCCGGGCUACGUGGGAAAUCUGUGUCAGAGCGUGUGCCCCGCGGGACGCUUCGGGCCCGAGUGCCAGGAGCGCUGCUCGUGUGAGAACGGGCGGUGCCACCACGUCACCGGCCGCUGUGCCUGCGCCGAGGGCUGGACAGGGCACGACUGCAGCAAAGCGUGCGAGCCGGGGCACUGGGGGGCAGACUGCGCCAACGCUUGCGACUGCAGGAGGGGCGAUGGGAGCUGCCACCCUCUCACGGGCCAGUGCCAAUGCGAGGCGGGCUUCACCGGGACGCACUGUGACCAGGAGUGCCCGGCGGGCUCUUUUGGCGCGGGCUGCCAGAGUCGGUGCCAGUGUGAGAACGGUGCCGCUUGCGAGCAUGUGAGCGGCGCUUGUACGUGCCUGCCAGGGUGGACCGGGACCUACUGUGAAAAACCCUGUCCUGACGGCUUCCACGGUCUGGAGUGUCAGCAGAAGUGUGACUGCCUGAACGGCGGGCGCUGCCACCAUGUAUCCGGAGCGUGCCUCUGCCCCGCAGGCUGGACCGGCACCCGCUGUGCCACCCCGUGCGAGGAGGGGGCCUAUGGCCUCGGGUGCAACCAGACGUGUGUUUGCCAUAACAGCGCCAGCUGUGACCCAACCAACGGGCAGUGCCAGUGCUCAGCAGGCUGGAUGGGCCCCAGCUGCAAACAAGCAUGUCCGGCUGGCACCUACGGACUGGCCUGCCGCCAGCGCUGUCUGUGUCAGAACGGCGGGCGAUGUGACCGCGUCACCGGGCUCUGCUCCUGCACCGGCGGGUGGAGCGGAGAGGCCUGCGAGCUGGAGUGUGCCCAGGGCCGGUUUGGGCCAGACUGUCAGCAGGCGUGCAGCUGUGAGAACGGAGGCCUGUGCGACCGCCUGACUGGACUGUGCUCCUGUCGGCCAGGCUGGGUUGGAAAGCGCUGUGAAAAAGCAUGCAGUGCGGGGCAGUAUGGUCCAGGCUGUUCUCGUCGGUGCAAGUGUGAGCACAACGCUGCGUGUGACCACACCACUGGACUCUGCCUGUGUCCCGCAGGCUGGAGAGGACCACAGUGUAAAAGACCCUGUUUGCCGGGCUCCUUUGGGAAGGACUGUGCCCAGCGCUGCUCCUGUCCCCAGGGCUCCUCCUGUAACCACAUCACUGGGGAGUGCGGCUGUCCCGCCGGCUUCACCGGCAACGGCUGCGAACAGACCUGCCAGCCUGGCACCUACGGCCUGAACUGUAACCAGGUGUGCCAGUGCUCCGCUGCCAACCAGCUGUGCCAUCCCAUCACUGGCCGCUGCUACUGUGCCCCAGGUUUCCAUGGCAGCAACUGCGACAAAAACUGCAAGGAGGGUCGUUACGGGCCAAACUGCGAGCGCAAGUGCCAGUGUCUGAACAACGGCGUGUGCCUGGCGUCCACUGGCACCUGUGAGUGCCCUGCUGGGUACAUAGGAGCAAACUGCAACAUCACAUGCCCACCGGGCCGGUACGGGAAGGACUGUGCCCAGAUGGCGCUGUGUGGCGAGGGAGCGAGGAGUGAUCCGGUCUCUGGCAGAUGUGUGUGUAAGGCCGGCCAGCGCGGGGAAGACUGUGGACAAGGUUGCGUGCCUGGCUGGUUUGGAGAGGACUGUGCCCAGCGCUGUGUGUGCAGUAACGGGGGCGUGUGUGACCCGGUCUCUGGACGCUGCACCUGCGGACUGGGCUGGAGCGGCCCCAGCUGUGACACAGAGUGUCCUCUGGGCAGAUAUGGAGUGGACUGCAAGCAGCAGUGUGGCUGUGUGAACAAUGGCACGUGUGACCGGGUGACGGGCGAGUGCCACUGUGGACCAGGCUACUACGGCCACCUCUGUGAGCACGCAUGCCCAGCAGGCUUCUACGGGCCUCGCUGCCAGAAGCUCUGUGACUGUCGCGGGAACUCACGCUGCGAACCCAGCACUGGACGCUGCCUGUGUCCACCUGGCUACCACGGCCCCCGCUGUGAGAAAGUGUGUGAGCAGGGCCGAUUCGGGGAGGACUGCUCUCAGGCCUGUGACUGCGAGGCCGGCGCCCCCUGCGACCCCAGGAACGGCAUCUGCCUGUGCCCCCCGGGGAGGAUGGGCGCCCGAUGCGACCUCAACUGCGGACUGAGCCGCUACGGACCGGACUGCGUGCAGAGCUGCGAGUGUGCGAGCGGCGGCCAGUGCGACCCACGCAACGGACGCUGCACCUGCCUGCAAGGCUGGUUCGGCCUGAGCUGCAGCGAAGGAGGGCCCCUUAAGUCUGGUCCUCAGAUCAACAGGCUUCCGGGGAGAACAUAGGACAUGGUCCUUACUCCUCCGGUCAGGAAUUCAGUCUGUUACAUGGGCCAGCUGCCGUCCCACGCGAUCCACCAUCUCGCCACAUCCUGACCUGACCCUCCAGAGGACAAAUGAAGUCAUUAGGCAGAUGCCUUUAUUGAAGUUACACUACAGGUAAGGUAUGCAUUUGAUACAUCUGAUCAGGAAGUACUGUUGGCACUUGAGCCGCAGCACCAAGACUAAGCCUGACCUUGCUGGUUAGAGACCAAACCAAAGACUACACGAUGGUAGCGACUCGAGGCCGGGAAACAAAUGUGUGAGAUGGAAGCUGUAAAAGUGGACAAAAUGGACCAAGUGUGAGGAAAAGAGAAAAAUAAGGAUGGAACCUCUUUCCUAUGAAUCCCCAGUCUGGGUAUUCAAGAGACAUUACUGUAAAUUAAGCAAAUCCACAAUUUCAUAUUUUAUACAUAUUUUGUUUGUUUUUUUAACGGAUUGCAUUGCUAAGUUUGACUUUUGAUAAAUUGAGUAUACUAUGUGCUUACUUAUAUCACUUAACACUAUAACCAAACAUAAUGCCAAGAAGAAUUAACAUACAAAACAUAUCAUGAGGAGGAAGGAAUGGUUUCUCCUCAAAAAAUGUACUGUAUCUGUUGUUUGUCUUUUCAUAUGUCUUAACCAGAAGAGUUCUUGUCAGGCACGCUAACAAUGUUUCCAGGCUUUUUCAUAGGCAUCCAAAAACAUGUCAGAUGUAUGGAAAAGUGUGUAUGUAUUUAUGAUGUACGUGUGAAAGUUUGAAAGACAAUAUUGUGUUCAGCACACCUUGUUAUUCAGUUAAAUGAAAUGCACAUUUUGCAAACAUUGGCAAUAUAUUAUUAUUAGUUAAGGGAUUUCUGGGCAUGUGGUCAGUGUAACACUCUUGCUGUUCUCACUCUAUGAAGAGCAAAGCACACAAUCCUUUUUACUGUAGGUCACAGUAUAACUGUUGAACAUCUUAUUUCUUCAGUCUAGUGAAGAAGCUCCAUCAUUUUAUGAGAAAGGAGUUACCCCAUAGCUCAACUUAAGUCAAACCCUCUGUGGGGUGUCCUACGAAGCAAGUUAGACAAAUCUAGGUUAUCUAGACAUAUCGAGGCUGCACAAAGCCUCAACUCGGGUAUUAAGUUAAGUGAUCCUACGACAGCAGGUAUGUGAUAAAUUUGUCAAACUAGGCUUUCAGCUCAGAUCUGUGCGCGUUCUCGUGGUUGGGGUGAUUUUGACCAAUCGGGAAACGUGGAGACGCACAAGACAGCCUAGGUUUAAAAACGAUUACUUCCGCAUUUAUGAGCGGUAGCGAAAUCUAGGGUGGUCUUUUUUAGUGUCUAACCUAUAACAUCAAAAAGUCGAUGGUCAUCAGAUAUUGUAUGCCAUGCAUGUCCAUAGUAGUGACAUAUUUGCACGCACAACAUAGUUAAAAGCGCCUUUGAGAUUCAAAAUGUUUGCAGAGGCGGGGCUGGACCUGUUCAAAGCAUGACAGAUUAGCACACGUGAGAUAACUUCGUUUCUCAAGAUAAUGGAUUGGUUAGAAUUGGUCAGAGGGCGGUGAUAUUUCACGAUUUGAGCUAUAACUAAGCACAUAACCCGCUCCCGAGCAGGUUUGGUUGCGAGCAUAAGAUACCAUGGUGAUACAGCGACGCUAAAACAAAUCCACUUUCGUAUGACAGCAUACCCUGGUUUUGAGCGCAACACACCUCGCUAAGCCACUAAUCGAGCUUCGUAGGACACCCCACAGGUGAAGUGAUUCUAAUAGUAGUAGCAUUGUUUAGCACAUUUUAGGUUGUUUUAUGUCAAUUGUUAUUAAUCACAAUAACAUGGAUCACAACUCUCCUAGAUUCUGAAUACCAUGUAUGAUCCCAGCCUGAUCAAUCUCAAAUCCAGUGGCUCAUAGUUUAUGUGUAACUCUGGUGAGGAAAAGGGAAACACAAAAGCAUGUAUUUUGUGCAUUUUGUAAAAAGAAGAAAAAAAGAAAAAGAUGUUUUUUUUUGGUAUUAAUCAAACUUACCAUUGAGUACCCUCGGGAUUGUUAUGAUUAAUGUUUUUAAGUAUCCUUGGCAUAGAUGGUUUUAGGGUGGAUGUCACACGUAAGAGUAGGUAAGCUGUCAGUUCUGAAGAUAACUAUGCCAGGGAUCAUAUCAGCACUUUCAUUUUAAGAGAGGAUGCCUACGUAUAUUUUUUGUAAAGUUGUCCAUCAAUAUGAUUGUAAAUGUAUUUCACUGAUUGAUUCUAAAGAUGGUUGUGUCUUACAAUAAACAAACA
Molecule: messenger RNA, 6669 nt
Organism: Sardina pilchardus (European sardine)
Lineage: Eukaryota; Metazoa; Chordata; Actinopteri; Clupeiformes; Clupeidae
Gene: megf6a
Product: multiple EGF-like-domains 6a
Exons: 35
Coding region: 1-4401 (1466 amino acids)
Molecular function (GO): calcium ion binding
Source: RefSeq, a predicted model, not a curated record